AUGACAUCGGUUGAUUUACAACAAAUGGAAAUAAAUUCAUCAGCACGAUCAAAAAAAUUACUACCACCACCAUUACGUUUACCAGAAACAAAUACAACAGAUGAAGAAAAAUUUUUAAAUUCUAAUCAAAAACGUGAACAAAAAAAAUCUACAAAUAAUUGUUGUUUAUCAUCAUCAUCAGAAGAUUGUCCACAUCAGUCUAUCCCAUUUAUUCUUCCUGCAAGUCAACGUUCACAAAUUCUUGAAACAUUAAUGAAUUCUUCAUCUACUUUAUUAGUACCACCACCAUCAGACACAAAACAUAAAAAGUCUUAUAAUUCUACUCAUGUAAAUCAAAUAAAUUUACUCAAACAACGUCAAUCAUCAUCAAAAGCUACAAUUACUGAUGCUGAAUGGAUUGAUUUUAUACGUUUAAUUAUACAUAAACCAUUAGAACGUGAACUUAAAGCAUUACUUGAUAAUUAUAAAAUGACUUAUUUUGAUCGAGUUAAUGCACCCAAUACAACUGAUGAAACUAUUCGUUCAAGUUUAUGUGCUAUGGUAACUGAAGCUUUAGCUACAUACUCAGCCAGUUCAAUAUUACCAGCACAAACAACAGAUGAUUUAACAACAAACGUUCAUUCUCCUAUUCCACCAAUAACUAUUACAACUAAUGGCAAUGCAAAACGGAAACGCAAAAAUACGAGCAAUAGUUCAUCUAUAUCUACAUCAGUUACAAUAAAUAGUCAAACAAAAUUUGUUAUUAGUCAUAUUAUACCCGGUAAAUAUGAUAAUCACAAUAAUGGUAAUAAAAUGACAAAUCAACAAGCAUUAAAACAAUUUCAAAAGAAAUAUAGUCAUUUAUUCAAAUACAUACCUGAAAAAGAUGAGCAAGAAUAUCUGAUACGUGAAGGACAUUUAAAAAAUAUUUCAAUUUCAUCGUCUCGUUCAUCUAACAAUAAUAAUAAUAUUUGUUUAAUGUUAUACGAUGAAGUUGUUAUUUAUAUGGAUGAAUAUGAUCUUGAAUUAAGUGGAAUAUCUAUUGAUGAUUCAUUUAUAUUACCAGAAUCAAUGUUUGCACAUAUAUAUUCAUCUAAUUAA
Rotaria sp. Silwood1 is the source of this 1080-nucleotide messenger RNA. The record is from the annotation of a GenBank genome assembly. Lineage: Eukaryota; Metazoa; Rotifera; Eurotatoria; Philodinida; Philodinidae.